Dacryopinax primogenitus is the source of this 1730-nucleotide messenger RNA. Its product is annotated as glutamate decarboxylase. The coding region runs from base 1 to 1635 and encodes 544 amino acids. Gene Ontology annotation, cellular component: cytosol. The record is from RefSeq and is a predicted model, not a curated record. Gene Ontology annotation, molecular function: pyridoxal phosphate binding; glutamate decarboxylase activity. NCBI's taxonomy places the organism in Eukaryota, Fungi, Basidiomycota, Dacrymycetes, Dacrymycetales, Dacrymycetaceae. Gene Ontology annotation, biological process: L-glutamate catabolic process. The transcript is spliced from 7 exons.
AUGGCGCUCUCGAAACACAUUGAUGCUGAAGCGCUCAUCGAGGCUGCACGCAAGCACCCGCACCACAAGAUACUGGAGCGUCACCACCGCGAGAUCCAUGAGGGCGUAUAUGCGUCCAGGUUCGAUGCUGAUGCUGAGGUGCCCAAGUACAAGAUGCCACAAGUGGGAGUGAGCUCCAAAGCGGCAUACCAGCUCAUUCACGAUGAGAUGAAUCUGGAUGGCUCUCCCUUGCUCAACUUUGCUUCUUUCGUCCACACGUGGAUGCCUGAAGAAGCCACCAAACUGAUGAUGGAGAACAUCAACAAGAACUUCGCGGAUCAAGACGAGUAUCCGGCUACACAGGUGAUCCAUACGCGCUGCAUUUCAAUGCUUGGCGACCUCUGGCAUGCCCCGAAGGGACAGGCGAUCGGCACUGCUACGACCGGAAGUUCUGAGGCGAUCAUGCUCGGAGGAAUGGCGCUUAAGAAGCGCUGGCAGAAUAAGAGGAAAGCGGAGGGGAAGAGUGCGGAGAAGCCUAACAUUGUAUUUGGGGCCAAUGCCCAGGUUGCUUUGGAGAAGUUCGCCAGGUACUGGGAAGUGGAGGCGCGCCUGGUGCCGGUGACGGAGAAGAGCAACUACUGCAUGGACCCGCACGACGCGAUAAAGUUUGUCGACGAGAACACCAUCGGUGUGAUGGUUAUCCUUGGCAGCACAUAUACGGGCCACUUCGAACCUGUCUCUGUGAUGGCCGAACUCCUGGACGAGUACCAGAAGGAGACCGGAGUCGAUGUUCCUAUUCAUGUCGACGCUGCCUCUGGCGGGUUCGUCGCACCUUUCGCGUACCCCAACUAUAAGUGGUCCUUCGAUAUUCACCGCGUCGCUUCCAUCAACACCUCUGGGCACAAAUAUGGCCUUGUAUAUGCUGGUCUCGGCUGGAUUGUCUUCCGAAACGCGGACAUGCUGCCAAAAGAGCUUAUCUUCGAGCUUCACUACUUGGGAAGCACAGAAUAUACUUACACUCUAAAUUUCUCUCGGCCUGCGGCCCCCAUCCUCGGUCAAUACUUCAACUUCCUCAACCUAGGCUUCGAAGGUUAUCGCAGGAUCGUCAUCGCGGACCUGAAGAAUGCCCGUAUCCUUUCGAACGCCUUGGAGUUGUCCGGGUAUUACAAGGUACUCAGCAACAUCCACAUACCUGCUCCAAAGACAGCAAGUGGUGUGAUCGGCGUGGCACACAAAGCUGUUGGCGCUGUUCCUGAUCUCGAAGACCCGGAGAGCUACGUGAAAGGCCUUCCGGUCGUGUCGUUCCGUUUCACCGACGAGUUCAAAGAACAGUAUCCCUAUAUCCAGCAAAGUUGGAUACAGACCCUGCUCCGUAACAAGGGAUGGAUUGUACCGAAUUACAAUCUGCCACCGAGCUUGGAGGACGUCGAGAUCCUCCGCAUUGUGGUAAGGGAAAGCGUCUCUGGCGACCUUAUCGAGCGUGUCGUAGCGGAUCUUAUGGAGAUCACCGAAGCGCUCAUGAAAAAUCCAGAUGUGCCCAUGCUCAUGGCAACUUUCACAGGUCAGCCUUCCUUGAGGGACGAAGCCCACCAUGGUCGGUUGAAAAAAGAGGACGUGGGCAGUGGGAACACCCACACUUAUGCCAGGCAGUGUUAGGUGUAAGUUACUUGACCGUUGGAUGAGAUGAUUCAGCGAUCCCUCCUCAUGAAGUGUACUAUGUGUGAAGUUACGAAUCAGACUGGCUGUAUGCG